AGUUUUUCUCUAUUAUACUAAAUCAGUACAUAUGAUAUUGCAAGUCCAAAGUAUUACACUGAUCAUCCCAUUGAAAUUUCAACUCAUUUUGUCCGUUUUAUUGUGUAUAUAUGCUACGGCAAUUCGAUGAGUUUUUCAUAUAGUAGCAGUUAUUUCCAGUUCCCUUCUACGUUUCAGAGAAACCUCAGUGUUCCGUGGAGAAGCAGUAGAAGAACACUUCAUCGCCGAUGGAAGCAUCGGAGAUUGAAAAUGAAUCAUCUUGCAGUUGUCGCAAUUCGAAAUUUAAAUCCUAUGCCAUUAGAAAAUAUGUUUCAACAUAUAGUUGCUCAAUUUCCCUCUGUAAAUUCACUCGAUUUAAUUGCUCCAGCUCUAGGUUUUAUCUCUGGUUUUGCUCUCUACUUAUCUCAAUCGCAAACGUCAGUAAAACUUCUAGAAACUUCUGUUUCGGAUGACUUCGGAGAAUGGAUUUUAUUCACUAGUCCGACGCCGUUUAAUCGAUUUGUUGUGCUACGCUGUCCGUCAAUUUCGUUACAAGAUAGUGAACUUCUGGAGGACGCAAACGAGAGGCUUGUGAAGGAAGACAGGCAUUUUGUGAGGUUAGAUAGUAGGAAAAUUGAGGUGAGGGAUUAUGAGAAUUGUGAUGAUGAUGAGAAGUUGGUGUAUCAGAGAGUGUGUUUAAAUACGGGGGAUGGAGGAGUAGUGUCACUGGAUUGGCCAGCGAAUUUGGAUUUGGAAGAAGAAUAUGGACUGGAUUCGACUAUGCUGAUUGUUCCAGGGACAACUGAGGGAAGUAAUGAUAAGAAUAUUCAAGCGUUUGUUGUUGAGAGUUUGAGGAGAGGGUGUUUUCCUGUUGUCAUGAAUCCUAGAGGUUGUGCUGGUACACCAUUGACAACUGCUCGGUUAUUCACAGCUGCUGAUAGCGAUGAUAUCUCCACAGUUUUCCAAUUUAUCAACAAGAAAAGGCCAUGGUCAACAAUAAUGAGUGUGGGAUGGGGUUAUGGCGCCAACAUGUUGACAAAGUACCUGGCUGAAGUUGGAGAGAAAACACCUCUUACAGCUGCUACUUGUAUAAACAACCCUUUUGACCUCGAAGAGGCAACAAGAGGCACACCUUAUCACAUUGCUUUAGACCAAAAGCUCACACAGGGCUUAGUAGAUAUAUUGCGAUCUAACAAGGAACUAUUUCAAGGUCGUGGAAAAGGCUUUGAUGUUGAAAAUGCUCUUUUGGCAACAUCUGUUAGGGACUUUGAGAAAGCAAUAUCAAUGGUGUCUUAUGGAUUUAAUGCUGUUGAAGAUUUCUAUGCAAAAUCCAGUACAAGGGAUGUGGUUGGCAAAGUAAAGAUUCCUCUUCUUUUUAUACAGAGCGAUGAAGGGUCAGUCCCCUUGUUCUCUGUUCCACGCAGUUCAAUAGCAGAAAACCCAUACACAAGCCUACUCUUGUGCUCUUAUUUUCCACAUAAUGGAACAACAAAUAGCAGAUCAACUGUUUCUUGGUGCCGGCAUCUUACAAUUGAGUGGCUCACAGCUGUGGAGCUUGGACUUUUGAAGGGUCGACAUCCUCUUCUGGAAGAUGUUGAUGUUACCAUUAAUCCUUGCAUGGGUCUUACACUUGUGGGCAGACCAGCUGAUAGAAGUUUUAGAUCAAACAAGCUUUUGAAUCUUCCAAAUUCAGAUGCUUUAGAUGGUUGCUCCUUAGAUCCGUCACUGAAAAAACUUGAAGGAGGAGAUAUUUCAGCAACAAUUUAUUCAAGAUUUGGAAGAGAUGUAAAAGAUCUUCAAAGCACCGGACAGCCACAAGAAACCUAUUGCACCUUACAAAAUGGUGGAGCUGAUGUUGUAGAAUCAGGAGAAGAGGAGACUGGAAGUCCUUUUGAUGGUGAAAGAGGCCAAGUGCUACAGACUGCAGAAGUAGUCAUGAAUAUGCUUGAUGUGACAAUGCCUGACACACUAACAGAAGAACAGAAGAAGAAGGUUCUGGUGGCUGUUGGUCAAGGGGAGACAUUAAUGAAAGCAUUGCAAGAUGCUGUUCCUGAAGAUGUUCGUGGAAAGCUUACAACAGCUGUCUCUGGAAUUUUACGCAAUCAAGGUUCAAAUCUCAAAAUUGAUGGACUCCUAACUCCUGGACCUAUUCAAAAUGUGACAUCUAGCCCAAUAUCAAAGAUAGAAAAGGAUGGAAGAGUUUCAAGUACAGAAGGUGGAAGUGAAACUUCUAAAUUAUCAGAUGUGAAGGCGAGGGCUAGUGAUUUUUCUGAUGAAUUUGAUAAUAACAGCUCUAGCACAGACAAACACUCUCAAGAGCUUGUUUCAGAACCUGAGGCAGUGAAGACCCUGCAAAAAUCUGUAGAUACAGGUCAAUCUCAAGCGAUGAGUAGCCAUGGAAGUGAAGUUCCUGGUAGUGUAGAUCAUUCUGUAGAAAAAACUGUCCCAUCUUCUGGUUACAGUGAAAAUGAGUCAAAAGCUAGAGCUAAACUUCAGAAUUCAAGCAGGCCUGAAGUGGAUGGUGGCACUGAGAAAGUGAUUUCUGAGCUAUCCAAAGUACAGCAUGAUGGUGAGAAAUAUCAGACUGACUUGAAAGAAGAGAUCUCUACCCAACUAAAGGAUGAAAAAAGCACUUCUAUUUGUAGUGAUCAGAACAAGUCAACAUCUUCCCUCCAGACAGAGGAUAAAACACCACUUGUGGCAUCUCCUUCUGAGAUCAACACAUCUUCCCUCCAGACAGAGGAUAAAACAUCAUUUGCGGCAUCUCCUUCUGAGACCGAUGUAAUGGAAAAUGAAGGUUCUGGUAAUUUCAAAAGAGAAGAAAGAAGUAUGCAGACCAAUUCAAAUCAAAUUAUUCCCAAUGCACCGAGCUUUGAUGUUUCUCAAGCAUUGGCUGCCCUGACUGGAAUUGAUGAUUCAACUCAGUUAGCAGUUAAUAGUGUGUUUCAUGUACUUGAAGAAAUGAUUAAUCAGUUGGAUGGAGUAAGAAACACAGAAAGUGAAAUUGAGAAUGGAGACGAUAAAGAUCGACGUAAGAAAAGUGAAGCCAAGGAUAAAGACAAUGAAGAUGGACUUAAGGACAGAGACAAGGUUCUUGAUCAAAAUACUAGUUCCAUCUCAAACAAUCACAAUAUGGUUGAUAACCACGAUUUAGAUGAUGUUGAGAAGAGAGGGAGCAAAGUAUGCUCAGAUUCCGAAGAAAAAUAUGAAGCAGAUGCCAUUUUAAUUGGUGAAGUUGAAAGUGAUACCAUCAAUUUUCAAGAAAGUGAUGGAGAAAGUCGCACAAAAGGGGAUCAGAAGAGAGAAAUCGUUGUCAAUGGAGAGCUUCAUCCAGGGGAUUCACUUAAGUCAUUGAAUUACAUUCAAAAAACUGUUCCUGUCCACAUGACUACCAAUUUUUCUGGAGACCCGCUUUAUAAAGAAUACCUUCGAAGCUAUUUAAGUACAAAGGCUGUGAUAACUAAAACACUAGAUUUAGAUACCACAACAUCUUUGUUUCUCGACUACUUUCCAGAAGAAGGACAAUGGAAACUUUUGGAGCAGACUGGAAGUAACAAUGAUUUAUCUGAUGAUGUUACAGCUGAUGAAAAAGGUCAUGCUGAGAAGCAGCAUGAUUCACCUUUGAAAUCAAAUAAUAUGGAUAAUGUUAUUGAACCAUCUUAUGUAAUAUUUGACCAUGAAAACCAGAACCCUGAUGAAGAAUGUGUGACUUCAAACAACUCCAAUGAAAAUGUUGAAGUUGAUUAUGACACUGCACAUGGAUCUGCUUUAUUUUUAAGAAAUAUUAUAGUGGAAGCUUUAAAGGUCGAAGUUGGACGGAAAGUAAGUGCUGAAGACUUGGAGGAAAUGCAACCCGAACUCUCCAGUGAACUGGAACAUGUUGCAAAUGUUAUCUCUCAGGCUGUAGGACAUGAAGAGGAGCUUGUUUCAUUUAUCAAGAGUAAGGAUCGGACAUCAGAGAAAGUGGGUACAGUUCAUGCAGAGCAUGUUGUACAUGCUAUUUCAUCAGCAGUUCAGGGAACUAGUUAUUUGACAAGGGUAUUGCCUGUUGGAGUUAUUGUAGGCUGCAGCUUGGCAGCUUUGAGAAAGUUUUUUGAUGUAUAUGCCGAAGAAAGCAAUGACCAAAGCAAAGAGUUGAUUCUUGAUGAAAUAAGUGAAGUAGAGAAAGUAAAUUCUAUGCCAACAGCCAACAAGAGAAUUGAUGAAUUGCAUCCUAAUGGACAAGUGUCUGGAUCGCAGAGUCCAGUUCACCAAGUUGAAGGAGCACCCGAUUCAGAAAAAUCAGAUAGAAAAUCUAUUAUGGUUGGAACUGUUACGGCAGCCCUCGGAGCAUCGGCACUGCUUGUCCAUCAACAGGAUGCUGAAGAUUUUGAGAGUUCUUCCAAGCCCUUUGAGGAUGAGAAAAAUCAAAGCAAAGAAGUGGGAAAGCUUGAUGAGGAAACAAUUGAUAAAACUCACAAUAACAUAGUCACAAGCCUUGCUGAGAAAGCCAUGUCCGUAGCUGGUCCUGUGGUGCCUACAAAAGAAGAUGGUGCAGUGGAUCACGAAAGGCUGGUUUCAAUGUUGGCGGAACUAGGACAGAAGGGUGGCAUUCUGAAAUUGGUCACCAAAGUUGCAUUGCUUUGGGGUGGUAUACGAGGUGCUAUUAGUCUAACUGACAGGCUCAUCUCAUUUCUGCGGAUUGCUGAACGUCCUUUGUCACAGCGGAUUCUUUCAUUUGUUGGUAUGGUGCUUGUUUUAUGGUCACCAGUGGUAGUUCCAUUUCUGCCCACACUUGUGCAAAGUUGGACAAUGCAGAAGCCAUCCAGGACGGCUGAGCUCAUUUGCAUUAUUGGCCUGUACGUGUUUAUUUUCUUACUAGUUACUCUAUGGGGCAAAAGGAUACGAGGCUAUGAGAACCCACUUGUGCAGUAUGGGCUAGAUAUGAAUUCCACACAAAAGGUCCAGAGUUUUUUGAAAGGUUUAUUUGGAGGAACAAUCCUUGUUUUGCUAAUAUAUUCUGUGAACUCCUUAAUUGGCUGUGUGGAUUUCUGUUUGCCCAUGGCUCCUCCAACGUCAUCAGCAGCUUUAACCUGGCUAAAGGUGUAUGGUCGGAUGUUUAUUUUAUUUGUUCAAGCACUUGUCACGGCAGCAGGUGUUGCCACUGUUGAGGAGUUUCUUUUCAGGUCAUGGUUGCCUGAUGAAAUUGCUGCUGACCUGGGAUAUUAUCGUGGAAUCAUAAUUUCUGGACUUGCAUUUGCUUUGUUUCAAAGGUGCACCUCAUUCUUGAUGUGGCAAUGCAUUCAGGCAUUUGACUCGGAUGUCACUUUGGGCAGUACCCAGUUUGUGGCUACUGUCACUUGCUCUUUCAGGAGUUCGACAAAGAACCCAAAGCCUCUUCCUUCCAAUUGGGCUGCGUUCAGGGAUACUGGCUUCUAGUUAUAUUUUGCACACUGGGAGUUUUUUGACUUAUCAACCAAAAUUCCCUCCAUGGUUCACGGGGUCUUAUCCAGCUCAACCAUUUAGUGGAGUAGUUGGCCUUGGGUUCGCUUUGUCACUGGCAGUACUUCUGUAUCCCGGGAAGCCUCUUUGUAGGAAGAAAAUAGCCAGGAAAAUCAAGGAAUAAUAAGCUUUCCUUGAGUAAACUUUUUUUGUAAGUGUACAAAUGAGGAAAAUUUUGUAGCCAAGUGAAAGUGUAAAUGGAAAUUUCAAGAAACCACUAUAUUCCCACGUUAUACCUGUACAUGUAAGUUGUCCUUUUCGAUUGUGCAAGGAAAGAAACGGAAAUUAUUUCCCACCGAAGUUAUACAAACUGGAAGAGCAAGUUGUUCA
Molecule: messenger RNA, 5790 nt
Organism: Capsicum annuum
Lineage: Eukaryota; Viridiplantae; Streptophyta; Magnoliopsida; Solanales; Solanaceae
Exons: 11
Coding region: 127-5397 (1756 amino acids)
Biological process (GO): CAAX-box protein processing
Cellular component (GO): membrane
Molecular function (GO): metalloendopeptidase activity
Source: RefSeq, a predicted model, not a curated record